AGGGAUAUCUCCAACCACCAACAUACCAUCCCGGGACAAGGCCGAGUAUAGCCCACAAAGAUCUCCGCCACGGCACAGCCCAAGGGGGGGCGCCAACCCAGUAGUCAGGUAAUGAGUAGUUUUGAGCAGGAAACCUCAUGAGAGCUAAUAACAUGAACCACAAAUAGAUAGAUCUCGAGACAAAAUGUAAACAUUGAUGAAAGUAGUUUUGUGAGAGGAUAAAAGACGGAGGCACUAAGUACCGGAGUACAUACAGUUUGGUUAGUUUAUCGUAGUCUUCCUUAUCAGUUGUGCUUGUGAAGUUUAGUGUAUGGUACUAUUUUCAGUGUGAACAUUGUUUUCUGGUGAUUGAAAUAAAUAAGUACAGUGUCUUUAUAGGGAGUACAACAAACUAUUAUAGUCAAUGUACAGUAAAUAUGAAUACAGCUCUGGCAAGAGUGAAAGUGAAACAUCAAGUCCAUACUUCCUAGCAAAGCUUCCAAAAGCACACACUGCAAGCCCACGUCUACCCCAGCCUGUUCUGCUGUGUGAUGCCCUAAAACAAUUUGAUCUUGUACACGGUCAAUAAUGAAGUUUAAAAACAAUACUUAAAUAAGUGCAUGUGACAUAUGAGAUACUUGUAAAAAAAUAAAUGUGGGCAUGUUUUCUGGAGUGUAUCUAAAGUAUAUUAGAGAUAGCUUCCUCAUGUCUUAUCCUCAGUGAUCCACACAGCUGCGUUCACACUGCACGUAGCCCAGGGCUAACAAGCCUCCAUGUCUUAUCCUCAGUGACCCACAAUGGCUGUCGUUCCUGAGCUGCUGCUGGCCACUCUGAAUGAUUUGGGUAAAGCAGAGCUGAAUACAUUUAUAUGGUACCUUUGUCAAGGCGUGGAAGGUUUCCCUCAAUGCAUCCCAGUGAGCCAGCUGGAGUACGCUGGCAGAGAGGACACUAUCAGUAAGAUGGUGGGGACCUACCAACCUGAGGAUGCUGUGAAGAUUACACUGGAGAUCCUGAGGAAGAUGAACCAGCUAGCUGAAACUUAAAAAAUAUAUAUAUAUAAUGGUGAUGAGAAAUACGGUCUUUGCUUAAUUACUGGCCUAACACUCUUAACCACUAGGCUACCUGCCACCUCUUUAUAGGGAAUUUAUGAAAUAUCAUUAUUUAUCCUGUAGAAUUAGAAAGAUUAUCUCAAAGUACAUUUUUUAAGAGUUGUAUUUACAGUAACUUGCUUUGAAUCAACAUAAUCUAACAUAUUUUCUACUAUACUUUUUUAUCUACCAUCUCUCUGUCUCUAUGUGUCUCUCUCGCUCUCUCUCCCCCAAGAUGGCCCUGUUGGAGCUCUAGGAGAUGGUUUUAACAUCUUCUUCAGGGAGACCUACAGGACAUUUUCAGCCAGUCCACCGUGAUGUGAAGCCCCACAACAUCCUGUUGAAAGACCACUCUGGCUCAGUCACGGUCAAGAUCUCAGACUUUGGGAUGAGUAAGCAGUUAGUGGACGGCAGACAAAGCUACAGCAUGAGGUCGGGAGCCCUUGGCACCAUGGGCUGGAAUGCCCCAGAGGUCCUGGAUGAGAGCAGGAAAGUAAACCCUAUCUAUGUAAAUUCUGGUUGUAUAAAGGAGGGUUCGUCAGAGAUCUUCUCCAUGCCAUGAGAAAUAAGGUAUGGGUGUCUGUCCAGCUAAAUGAACAACAAUACUUUUAAGAUGUACUAUUUAUGGCUGGAGGGAAGGAGUGACACAAUUAUCAUUUGAUGUAACAGUGUAUGCAUACACUUCUCUGUGCAACAGCCUCUUAUGUGUGUUUACCUGAUUAAAGAUGGACGUUUAUAUUAAUCGUUCUUCUUUUGUCCCCCUCCUAUAGAAGCACUCUGAUUAAAUGUUCUCUUACCUCCCCUCA
Salmo salar (Atlantic salmon) is the source of this 1873-nucleotide messenger RNA. The record is from RefSeq and is a predicted model, not a curated record. Lineage: Eukaryota; Metazoa; Chordata; Actinopteri; Salmoniformes; Salmonidae.